Molecule: messenger RNA, 372 nt
Organism: Stereum hirsutum FP-91666 SS1
Lineage: Eukaryota; Fungi; Basidiomycota; Agaricomycetes; Russulales; Stereaceae
Exons: 5
Coding region: 45-239 (64 amino acids)
Source: RefSeq, a predicted model, not a curated record
AUACACACCCAUUCCCCGCCCUCUCCCAGCUCAAUUCAUUCAUCAUGAUUUUCCAGUGGCUCGCCGACCGUCCCAACCGUGUCCUCGAAAAGCAGAGGCAAAUCCAGGCCGUCCACAGGCCCGUCCACAUCAGGACUCCAUACGGCCCUGCCCUCUUCAACUCCUACAGGUUGCUUUUCACCGUCGGUAUGGCGUCGACCGCCUACGGCGCAUUCCUUCUCGUCCAGGGCAAGAAGUAGGAGGGGUAGUGAAAGGGGUGUGUUUGAGCAAUGCAUUAGAUGUCUUUCUAUCGCGAAGUACAGUCGUUGUUAGACCUCGUUCGCAUGUUGGACUUGUAAGAUGCCCACCCAAGACCGCUCAAGCUCUAAGACC